CCUAGGUACCUUACAUUAGCCGAAUUCAUGGAACACGAUGCUUGCUCUUCCCAACAUUCUGCAAGCGUCCUUGUGUAUUUCUCUUUAGAUACCAUAAGAAUCAAUUGAAUAAGACGACAGUUCGCAGCCAUGUCCGUUGUAAGUCUCGCCUCCGGCGACCCAACCUGCACAACCGAAGAAGUCCACGCCCUCGCCCAAGCAAACAACUUCGCCAUCGAGCCCGGCAGUGAAAAUGAAGCAGGCUUCCUGCUCUUCGCCAACAGUUUCAGCGCGGUAUGCAAGACCAUCGACGAGUUGCCCGAUUACGAAGACCCGCGGACGGAACCGGUGGAAGUCGAGGGCGGCGAGCGCAAGUACUACCGGCCUGACGAGAAGGAGAAUCCGCUCAAUGCUUGGAUGUUUCGGACGGAGUUGAGGGCUAAGGACGCUGCGGCGCGAAGGGGCCCGCUGGCGGGGAAGACGGUGGCGGUGAAGGAUAAUAUGUGUGUUGGUGGGUUGCCGAUUAGUUUGGGCGCUUCGGCGGAGUUGUUUAGUUCAGGACAGCAUCCGAUCAGUCCGAUUGAUGCUACGGUUGUUCGCCGCGUCCUUGAAGCCGGAGGGACGAUCAAGGGAACAGGCGUGUGCGAGAACCUGUCGCUUUUUCCCGUCAGCUACAGCUCGCACGCCGGGGCGGUGCACAAUGCGUGGCUACCAGGUUACGCCACCGGGGGCAGCAGCUCUGGAUGCGGAGCUCUUAUCAGCAUCUCGGAUGUGGAGGACGCGAGGAAGGCCGGCCACGACAGCAGGCAGUAUCCGCUCGGCGAGGGCGUUGACAUUGCGUUAGGCGGCGAUCAGGGCGGCUCGAUUCGUCUUCCGGCAGCAUAUUCGGGCUACUAUGGUCUUAAGGCUACGCAUGGCCUUAUACCGUACACGGGGAUAGGCUCUUUGCAUCCUCUCAUCGAUCACGUUGGGCCAAUGGCUCGGACUGUGGAGGAUACUGCUACAUUUCUGGGGGUCCUUGCGGGCUAUGAUGGUAUGGAUCCUCGAAUGGGACCCGAGUCACCGCUGAGAUCCCAAGUACCGGACUAUCUUGGAGAACUGGAAUCGUGGGCUAAGGAGAAAAAAGGACUUGGUGAAUGGACCUCUUCCGCAGCUGCUAGAGGCCUAAGAAUCGGAGUCGUGCAAGAGUCUUUCGAGAUUGCACCACUGGAGCCGUCCGUCGCCAAAGCCACCCAAAACGCAAUCGACCGCUUCAAGAGUCUCGGCGCAGAUGUGAGAGAAGUGUCCAUCCCUUCGCACAAAUACGGAGGGGCGCUUUGGUCGGUGACUACACGGCCAUUGAUCCCUCACUUUCUCGCAGCCAAGCCCCCGGACCUGCUGGCACACACCAUGCCACAUAUCGAUAUCGUUGCCCCAGGGCAGCCUUUCUUCGAUGCAUUGGCCAACAAGAACCCAGCACCGCUCAACGUGAUCAUGAACGCGACGUACAUGGAGCAGAAAUACGGCAAUGGCUUGAGCCGUAAGGCGUAUAUGCACGUCUUCCAGCUGCGCGCCGCUUACGAUGCAGCGUUGGAAGAUGUCGACAUCCUCCUCACGCCCAUGACGUCUACCGUCGGGCCCAAGAUCCCGGCGUCGGCCUUGAAGACGGAAGCGAAUCCGAACGGCCAGAGCAAGAGGUUUAUGGAUCUGUACGACCCGAUCAUAGGAAACACGAUCAAUACUUGCCCGUUUAACUUGUCGGGACACCCGGCGAUGAGUAUGCCUGUGGGAUGGGGAGAUGCGAAGAAUGAGAAGGGUGAAGUGGAAGGCCGUCUGCCUGUGGGUCUGCAAAUUGUGUCGAAGAGAUGGGAUGAGGUAGCCUUGUUGAAGGCUGCAAAGGCGUGGGAAGUUGGAGGGAGAUGGAGCGAUGAAUAGAUGAGAUCAUGCCAUCGUCAAAUGUAAAAUAGCUGCAUGCUAUUCCAUUUUUGCCGCGGAAGGCUGUCAAAAGG
Neohortaea acidophila is the source of this 1967-nucleotide messenger RNA. RefSeq names its product amidase. The record is from RefSeq and is a predicted model, not a curated record. Gene Ontology annotation, molecular function: catalytic activity. The transcript has 2 exons. Lineage: Eukaryota; Fungi; Ascomycota; Dothideomycetes; Mycosphaerellales; Teratosphaeriaceae. The coding region runs from base 130 to 1893 and encodes 587 amino acids.